AAAAAUCUACCGCAAAAUAGCCUUAAAUUUCAAUUAUUGUUUUUAGUUAUAAAUUAAAAGUUUUAAUUACUAAUUAAAACACUAUCACAACAAUCAUGAGGAGUGUAACAGUGAGAGCGCCGGUUAACAUAGCGGUCAUCAAGUAUUGGGGGAAACUGGACGAGAAUCUCAUUAUACCGUUAAACGAUUCCAUUAGCGGCACCCUAUCUAUUGACGACAUGUGCGCCCACACGACAGUCGCCUGUAGUGAUCAGUUUACCGACGAUAGGAUGUGGUUGAAUGGCGAGGAGGUGGACAUCUCGGCCAAUAAACGGCUCGUUAAUUGUCUUAAGCAA
This is a messenger RNA of Medioppia subpectinata, 335 nucleotides long. The record is from the annotation of a GenBank genome assembly. NCBI's taxonomy places the organism in Eukaryota, Metazoa, Arthropoda, Arachnida, Sarcoptiformes, Oppiidae.